AUGCCUGCAACUCCGUUUUCCACCAUCCAAAAGAACACCACCGAAAACUCCAUCUUCAUCGUAGGCGGGGGCAUUGUCGGUUCAUCUCUAGCAUACUAUCUCAGCAAAUCUGCCACUGCCCAAAAUGGGAUUCCCAAGAUCGUGGUUUUGGAGAAAUCUCUCGGGUCCCUGUUAGGCUCAACCAACUACGCCCCAGGAUUUGUGGGACAGUACAACGACUCUGCCAUAGAAACCAAGUUGGCAAUGGACAGUGUGCGGGAAUACCUUACCGUCCCCAAUGGGUUUGAUGUCGUAGGGGGUAUGGAGUUGGCAGCUACGGAACCUGGUGUGGGACGGUUAAAGCGACGGUGUGCCGAUGCGUUAGCAGCGGGUUUACCAUCUGAGAUGAUUACCGUGGAGAAAGCAGCAGCGCUGGCGCCUGAUUUCGUCAAGACGGAUACCACCAAGGCUGCGUUACAUUUUGCCUCUGAUGGGACUGCAAACCCGAAGAUUAUUACGGCAUACUUUCGCCAAAAGGCCGCGGAAAACGGCGCUUUCUUUGUCCAAGCUGGUGUGACAGGUUUGGAAGUGGGAGAUCAUGGAGCGAUCAAAACGAUCUCAACAUCUGAAGGACCCUUAAAUGUCUGCUCUACGAGCCGCAUCGUUCUCGCGACGGGAAUAUGGACGCGCUUUUUACUAAAUGACGCCUCAUCCGCGUCAUCGUCUGGCAACCCUAUAACUAAAUCGCCCAUUCCCAUCACCCCCGUCGCGCAUCCAUACACUUUCACCCCUACCCGGGCACCCAGACAGGGCCCUCCUUAUCCAUUCGUCCGCUGGCCUGAACGAACGGUUUACGCGCGCGAUCACGGCACAAACGACGGGAUGGGCACUUACGACCACCCACCAAUUCAAAUCACCGACCCUUUCAACUCCGCGUUGGGCAGCUGGCCUAAAACGUUCGAAAUUGCGCUUGCGGAGGGGGCCAGAACAUGUCUGAAAAACGGCGAGCUGUUCCAGACGACGGAUGGAUGCACUGACGAGGAGAUCGCUACGGAAAAGAAGAGGCCGUUCAAUGGUAUAUUCUCGGUCACGCCGGACAAUCUACCCUUGGCGGGGAAGGUGGGGGAUGUGCAGAACCUGUGGCUCUGCGCUGCUGUGUGGGUAUCUCAUGCAGCUGGUGUUGCGUCGAUUCUUGCGCGGGAAAUUCUCCGGCGGUACGAUGAGAGUGGUGAGGUUAGUGGCGAUGACGAGGUUGUGCUCAAGGCUCUUGAUCCGAAUAGGUUUUUGGGUCGGGAGAUGGAAGAAUUGACGAGGAUGGCAUUGGGGAGAUAUAAUGAUAUUUAUAAUAGUCAGCCAUUGUGA
This is a messenger RNA of Blastomyces gilchristii SLH14081, 1341 nucleotides long. RefSeq names its product N,N-dimethylglycine oxidase. The transcript has a single exon. The record is from RefSeq and is a predicted model, not a curated record. Gene Ontology annotation, cellular component: cytoplasm. The coding region runs from base 1 to 1341 and encodes 446 amino acids. Lineage: Eukaryota; Fungi; Ascomycota; Eurotiomycetes; Onygenales; Ajellomycetaceae. Gene Ontology annotation, molecular function: oxidoreductase activity.